AUGAAUCCCGUGGACUUCUUCCGCUCACAGUUCAAGAAACUGCCCUACCCGACCGAGGACUGCGCAGGUCGUACCGUGAUCGUGACGGGCUCCAACGUCGGCCUGGGCCUCGAGGCGGCGCGACACUUUGUGCGUCUUAACGCCGCCAAAGUGAUCCUCGCCGUCCGCAGCACGGAAAAGGGCGAGGCGGCCAAGGCGAACAUUGAGCUGACGACGGGCCGACACGGCGUCCUCGAGGUGUGGCCGCUGGACCAGUUGUCAUUCGACAGCGUCAAGGAUUUCGCAGCGCGCGCGGACCAGCUGCCGCGGCUGGAUUACUUGUUGCUCAACGCGAGCAUCGCGACCAACGAGAGGAUCGAGGCCGAGGGGUGGGAGAGCUCGCUCACGGUGAACGUGCUGAGCACUUUCCUGUUGGGCUUCAAGCUGCUGCCGGUGAUGCGGCGGACGGGGAAGACGCACAACGUGACGCCCAAGAUUGUAAUCACCGCGUCGGAGGCCAGUCAGCUGGCCAAGUUCCGAGAACGCAACGCCGAGAACAUCUAUAAGGCGCUCAAUGCCAACAAGAGCCUGUUGGAUCGGUACAACACAACGAAGCUGAUGCAGGUGAUUCUGGGGCGGCAGAUGGCCAUCGCGGCGGACGCGUCGGACAAGGGGAGGGUGCAGGUGACGACGCUGAACCCGGGCCUCUGCUCGACGGAGCUGUUCCGCCACCUGCCAUUCCCCUUGACGAUCAUCCUCAAUGUCAUCUUGAAGCUGGUGGCCCGGUCGCCCGAGGUUGGCUCCCGGUGCCUGAUGGCGUCCGCGUUCGCGGGCGAGGAGGCCCACGGGCGGUACAUGAGCGACUGCGCCGUCGUCGAGUUCCCCAAGAUCAUGCAGGGGGAGGAAGGGGAGCAGAUGCAGAAGCGACUGUGGGAGGAGACGGUGGAGAUACUUGAUGAUGUUGACUCCGGGGUUUCGAAGAAGCUGUGA
Colletotrichum graminicola M1.001 is the source of this 969-nucleotide messenger RNA. Its product is annotated as short chain dehydrogenase. Lineage: Eukaryota; Fungi; Ascomycota; Sordariomycetes; Glomerellales; Glomerellaceae. The coding region runs from base 1 to 969 and encodes 322 amino acids. The record is from RefSeq and is a predicted model, not a curated record. The transcript is spliced from 2 exons.